AUGAAUUUCGGUGUCCCCGCUAAUUCAAUGCUGCUUUUUCGUGCCUGCGACGAGGGGGACUAUGACACCGCCCGGGGGAUCCUGGAGCCCGGAGUUCCGAAGGAUUCCGGGCGGCAGAGCAGGCUGCGGUCGGAGGCUGGUUCGGAGUGCAGCCCCGCGGACAUGUUGUCUCUGGUACCGGUGGACUGUACGGACGAGGAGGGCAACACCGCCCUACAGUUCGCCUCUGCAAGUGGACAUGAAAUCCUGGUCCGGUUUUUGCUUCGAAAAGGGGCUUCGGUGGACAGCCGCAACAACUACGGCUGGACCCCGCUAAUGCAGGCUGCCAGGUGGGGCUGACGGCUGGAGUCCACUGUAGACAAAACCCCAUUAGAAAGUCUGCCAAAUUCUAACAACACACCUUAAUUUCGAUUGAGAAACACCGAAGAUGUAUUAUUAGAACUUCCUUUUUAAAACACAAAGUUUAAUGAUGAAAACUAAUGUUUUCUGUGGUUAUUAACCACUAACAUUUCUUAUUAUAACCGCUUGGGGAGAAAUUACCAGAAGGAUGUGUUAUGAUUAUACAGGGGUCUAACUUUUAUUGUUUAAAAAAAAAAAAGAGUUAAACGUGUGGGAAAUGAGGCCAGUUUCAGUUUGAUUGAGCCAUAUACAGAGGGGAUAGCGACCCCCAACUGCAAAAUCCACACAUUUUAGUCCAGCCAUAAGAAGUUCGGCUGUAUUGUACUCAGUAUUGGAACCCUUUUAAAACACAACAGUCUAUGUUUAUUUGGCUUCAAAAUAGUGUGUCUUCUAGCAAAAAUAUAUAACCCAGCUGACUUCUGACAGUUGAAUGUUUUAUUGUAAUUAUUUUACAUUGAAUUUGUGAGAAUGGGGCUGUUUUUUCAGCUACAUGGAUGACACAUACACCUGUACUGGUUUCAGGCAUUCAAAAUGAUGGUACAAAAAAUUUUUUUUUUUCCUUUCGGCGAUUAUAAAAAGAUACCUAUAUGAACUUUAUGUUAUUUCAUAGAUGUCAAAAACUCCCCACAGAAGCUUCAAAUGCCCUUUUCUUAUAGUAAAGUACACCAGGGUUGAGACUUUGAUUCAGAUGAAGAGGGUCAUUGACUGGUUAUCAUUCUUGACAUGUUAUUUGAUGAAUUUGAAGUAAACUAAUCUGUUAUUCUCACAGAAAAAGAACAACUAAUGGUGACUGCAACAAAACCUAGAAUGCCUUUGUGCCCAACAUUAUUAACAGCAUGAGAGUUUAGUCAGGUGAAAGAGAGGAUCUUUAAUUAUUCCUACAGAGUUUGCAUAAGUGCUUGGAUUUCUACCAAAAGCUCAAAUUUCCUUUUUCUCAUUUUAAGACACAAGUGUUGUGUGCAAGGUUUGGAUUUUAAGGCAAAAGUCCUCACUAAAAGUUCACACUUUGGAGUGACAUCUCACAGAGCAACAGCACUAACGUCUCUGAGUCAUUUUCUGUCUUAAUCUCUCCAUCCAGGUUUGGUCACCUGACUGUUGCCCACAUCCUCCUGGAAAACGGGGCAGAGAUCAAUGGGCGGAACAGGUUAGGAGCAAGUGUCCUGACUAUGGCAGCCCGAGGGGGACAUACUCAUGUACUAAAGCUGCUUCUAGAGAGCGGUGCAUAUGUGGAUGACUAUGAUCAUCUUGCUGUCGCUGCAAACUUAGACUCUAACGGAAACAACAAGAGCUGCAGGUUAGACUCUAAGCUGAAAGUUACUCAAGAUAUCAUUAAAAUAAAACCUUGUUUCAUGAACCACAGUUGAAUUUCCGUUCAGGGAUCAAUGUUCUUUUUCUUUCUGUCCACAGUGGGACUGGUUAUGGAGCCGCUGAAGGCUGCCCUGGAGGAGUAGGCAGAGAGUUUAUGGAUAUCAUAGCCCUGAUGGUGGCUGCUCAGUUUGGACAUGAGGCCACAGUGCGUUUGCUGCUGGAGUGGGGAUCUGAUGUCAACUUCUCCCAGAAGAUCACAGGCUGGGGACCACUGAUGGUUGCAACACUAAGUGGGAAGGUGGGCUUGACGGAUGUUUAAGAUUCUUUUGCAUUGUAACAAGGGAUAUAAGAGUUUAAAAAAUGUUAAAGGGUAAGGGACGAAUCUAAUAAGUGGGAUGAAAAAUGCAAAGCAAAGGUAGGCAGUGCCAAGGAGGCCUCUUUGGACUUGUGUUUUGUCUGUAGGUGUACAGACAUGACAGCAGCAGGUGAAUGUUUUACAGCUGGAGGUGCACCACCAGUCUUUCCAUCACAAGGACAAAACCUGAGCCGCCGGACAAAGAAGAUUUGAAUUCUUGCAAAAUGAUCUGGUUGGAAGACAAAGCAGAAAUCCUGUUUUAUGACAUCCUUGUUAUUAUUCACUAGGAAGCACAGCCACAGACCAAUUACAUGAUUAUCUCUCUGGCAGUUCACAAAAAUAGUUGUGUGUUUUGAAGGUGUCUGUGGCUCAGCAGCUGGUGGAGCGAGGAGCUGACCCUGACAGAGUCAACGUCUUGUCUAUGACGGCCUUUGAGCUGGCCAUGCAGCUGAAACAGAGAGACAUCAAGGCCUACCUGGACUCCAUCACGACUGUCCGACCUCAGACAGGUGAGAGUCAUCACCUUAACAGUCAUGUUUGCUUUAUUAUCAAAUUGUCACAAAAAUACGAGCAAAGCAUCCUAAACAACGCAAUCAGUAUAAGAGGGAGAAUGAUGUGGUUAAAUAGAGACAGAUUUCAAGUGAGUCUGUUACAGUUUAUUGUAUUCUCCUGGGCCCUAGGAUAUUUCUCUUUUUGAAGUUAUCAUUAUUGCAUGUCAAAAUUAAUAUUGUUUGUAAAAUGUAGGCCAGUGUAAAAAAAAUAAUGUUUGAGCAUGUUUUGGGUGUGGAAUUGAGCAGCGGUCUGAGCAGUUUAUAAUACAUCUGAGAACCUUUUUCUAAAACAAGGCGAAAAGAGAAAUUUAAAAAUGUUGAUCUGUUUCCACCAGGUUUUGUCAAACAACAGUGUGUCUCUGACUCUAAGGUGUGGAUGUAUCUGCACUGCAAUUCACACUGCUGUGAGAGUGAAACCAACAGUGGUUCCCGGCCUCUGUCAUGUUUGUUUGCCCCUCUCACCAGUACUUCAGGUUACAGCUGUGUUGGCUUAAAAAAUCAGGGGAAGUAAGGAACUAAAAGUGGAGAUGUAACAAUAUCAAAAUUUUACAAAACAAUAAUAUUGCAAUAACAAUUGUUGUUACAACAAUAAUAAUCCUUAUUUCUUCUUAUUUUUUGUUGUUGUUGUUAUAUCAAUAAUAAUGAUAAUAAUAAUAAUAAUGAUAAUAAAAAAAGUAGUUAGAGAUUAGGGGUGUAAUGAUUCAUUUUGACAACGAUUCCAUUAGUAGUAAUGUGAUUUGUGGUUGCCAAUUCGAUUUAAGAACAAUUCUGGUUCAUUUAGAACAAUAUGUUCUGAAAUGAUUCAGUAACUUGAAAUCGAUUCAGUAACUUUUAGCCAAAAAUUUAACCAGUGUGACUAUGAAUUAAAUACCUGGAUACUGGACAGUGCAGGUGAAAUUUCCUAGAUUCCUAUUGUUCCUUGUAAGGGAAUCAGGUAUAAAUUAAUGAUGGUUAUAAACAAAGAAGUAAACAACAUUUAAUAGCAAAUGCAUUCACAUUUUAUUUGAAUAAAGUGCAACCUCCACUCCAGGUUGAAUUAACAGGGGAUUAACCUUGUCUGUUCUCAACUGAAAUACUCAAUAAUUUUUUAACGAAAGUACAUUAAGUACAACCAACAUCUCUUCAGGUUGAAUUAACAGUAGGUUUUCCUGCUACUUCUGCUGUUGUUUUUCAGCAUAGAAAUAAUAUAAAUACAACAUACAAUGGACUGUAAUGGUGGCUUGAUCAUUUCUCGCUUGCCGACUUCUCCGCCGCCAUCUGCCAUGCUAUGUUUUUUUGUCUUCUGCCACGUGGCGAUGACGUCACAGACAGGUAGACUGAAUUGAGUAAUGCUUCACAUAUUUAUUACUUAAAGUGCAAAAAAACCCACAUCGAUGUACAGUGUGCUGUGCUUAAAUCUAUUGGGUUAUUUCUUAGGCCCGAACUACACGAAUGCGGAUAUAUUUCAAACCGCACAUAUUUAUGUCUGAUUAGGCCUCCCUACCACACCAAAACGGGAGUUUGGAGCACUCAAAACGGAUAAAUCUGAAUCCGGAAAAACAAGUGGAAAAAUAAAAAAAUAUCCGUAUCCCGUAUCCGUAGUGGAUUUGUGUGGUUGGACUUUUACGGAUCGAUGACGUCAAACUGCAGCUCGCACAUGCGAAUUAAAAAGAAAAACAACAACAACAACGAUGGCGGACAGACAGGGUAUUCUUUACGUUUGUUUUGCCCUUUUGGGGCUAAUUUCAGCCUUGCAAGUGAACCUUGUUUUAUACAAUUACAUCCACCAGUCAGCCAGCUCACAGACGCGUCUUCUGCGGCCAAUACUUUUAUUGGUCACAUGAUCCGUCACAUGGACCCGACGCACUAGCGUAGCUUCCGCAAACAAUGCAUCACGCUGUUACGAUUCAUCGGCCAAUCAGUUAGCUUUGUUCCUGAAUUUUUUUUAAGCGGCACCAGAUAGGAUUGAGUUUGAAGGCUACGUGUGGACGCAGAUAUUUCUGAGAACUAACACGUGUGGACAGAUACAUUUAUUUAGACGGGUGUACAAAAAUAUCCUGAUAAAUAAAUAUCCAUAUACGUGUAGUUCGGGCCUUAGUGUCGAUACAAUCAAUUUAUGAAAUUUUAAAAUGAUGUUAGAUCGAUAUAUGUCAUCUAGAAGGCCAACUUGCUGAGCACAGAUCGCUAUAGUUGGAUCAUAAUAAUAUAAAUCGAUACAUUGAUGUUGUAGGUGAAUUGUUACACCCAAUGUGCGAAAUACCCGACCACAAUCGAGGGGUCCACCCUAACUAGUGCUCCAGUAUCAGGCUGAAGUAAUAAUAAAAUAAUAAUAAUACAUUUUAUUUGGAGCGCCUUUCAUGUCACUCAAGGACACUUUACAGAACAUAUAAAACAAUGAUAACAAAACACUAUUAACAAUUACAAUCAUCAAUCAUCAAAACAGUUAAAAUCAACAAUGCAGCAUAAACAACAGCAAAGGAAUAAAUAAAGAAAUAAAUAAUACCAAUUAAAAUUAAAUUAAAAGAGUGAGUUAGGGGUGGUGGGAUGGAUAGGCCAGUUUAAACAGGUGUGUCUUGAGUUUGGAUUUGAAGAGGGGGAGGGAGUCUAUGUUGCAGAUGUGUGAUAGUAAAGAGUUCCAGAGUCGGGGGGCAGAGCGACUGAAAGCUCUGCCCCCCAUGGUGCUGAGGUGAAUAGGGGGCACAGUGAGGUGGAGAGAGGAAGAGGAUUGGAGGUGGCGUGAUGGAGUGGCGAUGUGGAGGAGGUCAGACAGGUAAGUAGGGGCGAGGUUGUGGAUGGCUUUAAAGGUAUACAGGAGGAUUUUGAGCUGGAUUCUAAGUGGGACCGGGAGCCAGUGGAGCUGCUGCAGGAUGGGGGUGAUGUGGUGGGACGAAGGGAUUUUGGUGAUGAUCCGAGCAGCAGAGUUGUGGACCAGUUGAAGUUUAUGGAGAGACGUGUGAGGGAGACCGAAGAGGAGGGAGUUGCAGUAGUCCAGACGGGAGGUGACGAGACUGUGGACGAGGAUGGAGGCGGUGUUGGGGGAGAGGGAGGGACGGAGCCGAUUGAUGUGGCGGAGAUGGAAGUAGGCAGUCCGAGUGGUAAGGCUGAUGUGGGAUUUGAAGGAAAGAGUACUGUCAAGGACGACACCCAGACUCUUGACCUGAGGGGAUCGGGAAACUGAGGAGCUGUCGAUGGUAAGGGAGAGACUGUCAACUUUGGAUAGGGUGAAUUUGGAACCUACUAGAAGAAUUUCUGUUUUCUGACUGUUUAGUUGGAGAAAUUUGGCGCUGAACCAGGAUUUAAUUUCGGAUAGGCAGGUGAUGAGGGAGGUAGGUGGGAGGGUGGAGUUUGGUGAGCUGGAGAGGUAGAGCUGGGUGUCGUCCGCGUAGCAGUGAUAUUGAAUGUUGAAUUUACGAAAGAUGGAACCAAGGGGGAGGAGGUAGGUGAUAAACAGCAGGGGCCCCAGGACAGAGCCCUGGGGCACACCUGAACUGACUGGGGAGGGGUCGGACUUCAGAGUCAGGUGGCUGGAGAGACUUGUUGAGGAGAGUGAAUAGUGAUCUGGUGUUUCCUUUGUUGCACAUUAUAUGUAAUCGUUAGCUGUUUAAAAAAAAGGAAAUACAAAAACUAAUUUGUUUUUUCAUGGCUUUUAUGAGAGCAAAUUUUGUAAUUGCUCAUGAAGUUUUGCUUCUUAUGAACAUACCUCAGCUCAGAUGAAGUAUCCUCCAAAUGGCUCUCCUUCUCUAUGUACCGUAGCAGCCGUUCCAUAUUUUUCUAUAUUUUUACUACUAUUUACUACUAUUUUCUUGUAUUUAUUACUAUAUUUCUAAAAAAAACACUAUUUUGCCCGCUCUGUCUUACUUCACUCUCUUACUUCACUUUCCUUUUCUCCCUCACCCCUGUCAAAGUUUCAGUUUUGGUGGAUCGUUCAAGAUUUCCAUAAUAUAUACCAUACAUUAUAUAAUGACAGAAAGCACAGUUUCUGAUCCGACAAACUUUGACGAGGAUAUGGUAAUAACACUCCGGGCAUACAAACAUAGCGCGGGGCUGUGGCUGGUAGAGGAUUAAGAGGGACUCCCCAAAUUUUGCUGUUGAGGGUUUAAAUAGUAGAUGACUUUUUGAGACAUGACAAAUGAGACUACAGACAAUUGUAUUUCCCUUCGGGGAUGGCUAAAGUUAUUCUUGUUUCCAUUCUUUUCAAGGGGUCUCUUAUGUUAAUUGAGGGGUCUUAGACCCCCCCCAAGCCUCCAGAUCUUGCACAGUGGUUACACCCCUGUUACAGAUACAUUAAAAGGUAUUGUUCUUUAAUUUUUCUGUUUGAGAGGUGAACACACAACAGCAGCUUCACAUACUCACAGACAUGCACACACACAUAUAGAGCACUGUUCCACCCUGCCUGCUCUGUCAGCUGACAGUGAUUCCAUCUCAUCUCUGUAACUCCUCGGUUUCAGGCUCUGAUUCUGACACAGCAGUAAGAAGAAGGAGACCCAUUAUUAGUGACAGUAAUGUUAAUUCUAUUUUUCUCUGACAUCCUCUGAUGUUACUACAGAAACUGCGGCAAUAAAAGUAUAUUCUGUCAGUUGUCUAAAGCCCUUUUUCUUUUUCUGACUUACUUUUUAGGCUCUGUGCUCACAGUAUUGUAGUUACAGAAGAGUGUUUCUAAGAUUUCUCACUAGGGCUGGGACGAUAUGCUUUCCUCCAGAUUCUAUUCUUAUACGAUUUUUUUGGAUGCCGAUUCAAUUUAAAUUGUGAUUCUAUGAUAUUGUCGACUUUCUCAAUUUUUAGUCUGUAUUUUUAACACCAGUGAAACAGUUGAUUAUGAUUGUCUACUAUUCCAGGAACCAUAUCUCCCCAAAAAAUACAUAUCACAUGUAAGUCAGUUUUUAAGAUUUAUUCAGCAGCAAUAUGUUUACUCUCUUUUCAAAAGCCUGGAUUGCAUAAAACAGGCAAAAAUAAAAGAGUAUAGAAAAACAGGCUUCUGAAACCUUUCUGACAAAAUGAGAUAUAUGUAGGCUUUCUGAGGUAAACUGAUACAUUUUAACAUUUGUCUGCACACAAAUACUGUAGGAGCCUAUAAAUUAACAUACUCCAUCAAGGGCGUAGGUUUGGUCUUAACAUUGGUACUGACAAUAUAACAGUAUAACCUGCAUGCACAAUUUACAGUCUCAAUUUACAGCUUUUGUCCUUCAUGUACCACAAGAGUAAUACAUUGCUUUAAUUGGUUGUCUCUUUCACCUUCUUCUCCGUUAUUUUCAUCUCUAAACUGCAUCAGUGUUUCGGCGAUUAUGGUCUAAUCAUCAGCCAAUCAAACGUGCGUUUGAGGAAAAAAAAUGGACCGGCACAUUCAACAAGUGAAAAGGGGUAAAUGUAAGUCAGAACAUAAUGAAAAUAAUUCACUUAAUAAUGGUAGGGUCGAUUCUAUCCUUACAAAAUAUGGGAAGACAAUCUAAAUUACCUAUAUAACUGCACUCAUUAUAUAAUGCAAAUAAUGUUGCUUAAAAGUUGGUGGGGACAAUUUGAGCACCCUGAAAAGUUGGUAGUGUUAUGUCCCUACUGUCCCUAUGCAAACCUACGCCCUUGUACUACAUUAUAAAGUGAACUUGAACCCUUUUCAAAACCUGGACAUGUAUGUAAAAAAAAGUAAGGGCAUACAAAUGCACAUUGCACACUAUAAAAACAAAUAAAUGCAAUAUUUGAUAAAAUAUUUCAAUAUUUUGGAUAGAUUUUUUCUCCCAACCCCAUUUCUCACAGACUUCUGCUUUCCCCAGUUUCUUCUCUCUGUUCAUAGUACUGUUAUUAGUGGAAAAGUGAUAUCUACUGUGAUUAUUUAAACGAACCCCUCUUUACUAACAGAUGAUACCGAGUGAUGCAGAGUCUCUCAGAAUAAAAUAAGAAUAAGAAUAACUUUAUUGAUCCCCAAAGGGAAAUUCAAUUUCUGUUGUCUCACAUAAUAUGUAUACAAAAGUUAUCUAUUAUUUACAUAAGAGUUAUAAAACCUGAUGGCUGUUGGUACAAAAGAUUGUCUAAAUCUUUCUGUCCUGUAGCGAAGAGAGAGGACUUUCCCUUCGGGGAUCAAUAAAGUUAUUCUUCUUCUUCUUCUUCUAGCAUUCAGCUUUGCCUUCACCUUUGCACCAGCACGGCAACCACGAUAACACCUGAUGUCCUCUGGAAUUGUAUGUUGUUGUCCAGAUAUGCCUUUCCUCAAUGAAAGGAGCUCCUCUCUUGAGUAAACUCUUCGCCCAGCAGAAGUAUCCAUAAGCAGCCAACAAAAUUACAACAAAAAUAUGAAAAAAAAUCUCGCAAAAAUUACAGAUAAUACAGAGAGACCAGACCUGCAGCAACCUCUCGAAUCAAGCGCAUCAUUUGAUGGAUCAUGACUGUUGUUUCAGAUAUCAGACCUCCUCUGUUCUCAAACUUUUUCUUUUCCACACAGAUGAUGAGAGGAGAAGACCGGACAUUUUUAGCGCCCUUAAGCUGGGUAAGUGAGAUGAAAAACCUUUAAUAUUAACUUUGAAAAACCCUCAUUUGAUUUCUGCUGAUCCAAUCAAAUCACAGCAUAGCUGCAUUUUUAUGUAUCCUAUAUCAUGUGAAUAUGUUGGUACGUGUGUGUUUUUAAUAUUUCAGGAAACUCCCAGCUGGUCAAAGAGAUCUUAGAGGAGGAUCCAACUCAAGUGAAUGUAUCCAAUCAGGAGGGAGCGUCUCCUCUCAUGAUGGCGGCAGUAAGUGGGCAGUUGGAGGUGGUGCAGCUGAUGGUGGAGAAGAAAGCAGACAUAGAUAAACAAGAUAGUGUCCAUGGAUGGACGGCUCUGAUGCAGGCUACUUAUCACGGGUUAGAAAAGCUUUUUAACACAACAUGGGCCUUUAUUUUCAGACCUUAUAUGAUGAACAUACAGCACUUAAAGAUUUUCUUUCUCCUUUUCUGCUUUCUUACAGUAACAAAGAUAUCGUGAAAUACCUGCUGAGUCAGGGGGCUGAUGUCAACCUCAGAGCCAAGAAUGGAUACACAGCAUUUGAUUUGGUGAUGUUAUUGAAUGACCCAGGUACCAUGAAUAACAGCAUCCAGUUAUUCCCAAAAUAAGGUCAUAUAAGUCAAGAUAAAAAAUGACAGCCAGGAUUUAAACACAAACCAUGUGCAAGCUCCCAUGAGGAGGUUUUAUCUAGUUAAGAAUCAGAAAUCUGAAAUCAAUUGUGGUGCCCUUUCUGACCUAAAAAAGCACAUGCUGUCACAUUUUUAUUUAUUUAUUUAUUACAUAUAUACCUGUCACCUCUGUAAAGGGGUAGGUUUCCAAUGAGGGGACUGAAGGAUUGUCUAUUGUUAUGCUAACACAUGCUCUAGUAAAAUUUUUCACUCAGAUCCAAAUAAGUACAUGAGAAGCAUAAAAAAAGAUUUAAAAAAAGGGAAACCAGACAAAUAUAACGAUAAUAACUGAUAUCAAGCAUAGAGUGCAGUCAUGGGAAUUAUGUGCAAAUAUGUGAGAAAUUUCCAUUUGGUCUAAAGGUUUUAAUUGCAACAAUCAGUGUCCAUAUGGCUAAAGGCAGCAGAGAGUCAUAUACGAUACAGGAGGCUCUUUUCCUGUACCAGUGGGUGUAAAUGUUUGUGGUUAUAGGCAGGCUGCUUCCCACAAUCCUUUUGUGUGUCUCAUCACAACUUUUUGUGUGAUCAACUUUUAUAGAACCCAUAAGUGUGACUAUAUUCAGAAGCCCCAAAAAGAGGUCACUACUACGCGAGGCAGAGUUGUGCGCAAAAUUUUGAGGUUGUUUUUGGGUCAGGUCGAUGUUUUUUUAAGUGCUUCUAACUUGGUUAAACGCAUAUUCUGAAUUCUCAAAGACAGUGCAUGCAUGCGUUGCGUCAGUGGUUUUGAUUAGAAGUGAGCGGAGGGGCAGAGCUGCAGACUGCACUGAUGUGCUGCACUGUUUUGAAUGAAUGGAUACACAUUCUGCACAUUUUAAGGAUUUUAUAAACUAUCCCCCCGGACAGGUCGGACAGCCCCCAAAAGAGGAUAUGUCUGGGUAAAAGAGGACAGAUAGUCACCCCACUUGGAAGGCUGGGAAGACUGCCGCAAUUAAACAAUGUAUUAAUACAUGCACAUUGCAGGUGAUGCUCUGCAGCCUAACGGUCAUAUCACAGAAGACGAAAGGCAAUAAUGAGAGCCUACCUAGAUUUUUCGGGCGCUUCCUGUGAUUGAUGCAGAUGGGGUUCACACUGCUCUAGAGUUCACUUGAUUGCAGUCCGAGACUACCCCUACCAGGCGGACUUGAGAGCAGUUGACUGGUCCGAACCAGCGUUCACACCAACCAAAAUGAACCGCACCAAGGAGGUAAAUGCUCCAGGGUUCAGUUCAACUGGACUAAACAAGGCUGGCGUGAAUGCAUCCUUAGUACAGCCGGAUAUUUUGUUUUUGGCACUGGUACAAUUCAGGGUUUUUUCCACAGAGCAGGUACCCGCCCCAGCUGUAGAUUGGAGCACAGUUUUUAAGCAGCCUUGGACCAGCUGCCUUCCCAGGGCAAAGUCUUCCAAGCUCCAACCUCACUGCUGUUUCUGUGACAGACAAGGGCUGAUGUACUAAGAGGGAUGUAGCUGAAGUGGUUGAGACAUUUGAACAAGAUGGUAGAGGAAGAUGAGUUGUAGUGGAGAUUUUUUGUGGAGAGAAGGGUGGAGUUGCUGUGGAAGUCGAUACGUCAGCAGUGUCAAAUCUGUUGAAGAACUGGUUGAGUUCUUUGGUCAGCUCUUUCCACAUCACCCUAUAGGGGUGCAACGGAUCAUCACACUCCCGGAUCGACUCAUUUCGCAGAUCAGUCACAGAUCGAAUCAUUUUUCGGAUCAGCAAAAAAAAAAAAAGGCACGACGAAUAAACAUAAGUUUGUCUUUUGUUUAUUAACACUUGUUAAAUUAAAAAAUAGAAAAUCAACUCCAAGUGCACAAGGCAUAAUAUCUUUUUUUUUUUUUUUUCGGUUGAAUUUGCCUUUUAUUGAUGGUGCAGGGUGGGGUGUGGGGAGAUGGGGGCGGGGACAUGCGCUGCAUGGUCGGGGUCAGGGUGGAGCCCGUGGCCGCUGCGGGGAUGGUACUCUCCAUACAUGGAGCGUGUCUAGCAUGGAGGUCAGCUUGGCCGUGAUCCUCCUCUUCCCAACCUCCUCCACAAGUUCCAGAGGGCAUCCCAGAACAGAGCUGGACGUCUUUACAAAUUUGUCAAGCCUCUUCCUGUGAUGCUGCUCCCCCAGUAGACCACUCCAUAGAAAAUAGCCCACCACAGAGUCAUAGAUGGUCCUCAAGAGUGCCCCCCACACCCCAAAAGACCUCAGCCUCCACAAAAAAGGACAGAGCAGAUAGAUUCUGCUCUGUCCUUUUUUGUGAAGUGUGUUGGUGUUAUGAGUCCAGUCCAGUUUAUUGUUCAGAUGAACACACAGGUACUUGUAAGAUGUCACCAUCUCGAUGUCCCUUCCCUGAAUGUUCACUGGUGAUGGGGGGGAGUGGGGGCGCCUGCAGAAGUCCACAACCAACUUCCUCGUCUUUCCAGCAUUUAUCUGGAGGUGGCACAGGAUUCUUUUCUGCUUCAAGCCCUGAGCAUGUGUUUGAAGCUCUUGUUUUGCACAACUUAUGGUUUGUUGUUGGGGAAGCAGCAAACAGGAUCACAAGAGACAUAAAAGCAAUCUUUAACCAGAAAAAGAAAGCUUUUAAAGAUGGUGACGAAGAACAACUCAAACAAGUGCAACAAGAGUUGAAGAGGAGACUGACGCUGGCAAAGCUGGAGUACAAAAAGAAGAUAGAGAAUAAUCUACAACACAGCAACAUCCGUGAAGUGUGGAUCUCAGUACCAUCUCUGGACACAGCAGAUCUUUUGUACCAACAGCCAUCAGGCUUUAUAACUCUUAUGUAAAUAAUAGAUAACUUUUAUAGACAUAUUACGUGAGACAACAGACAAUUGAAUUUCCCUUCGGGGAUCAAUAAAGUUCUUCUUAUUUAUUAUUAUAAUUAUUAUUAUUACUUAAAGGAAAUGAUCUGCUGCACUACUAUAUUAAUAAUCAAAAUAAAAUAAAUGAGUUAAGACUUAAUUAAAAGUUAAGGGCUGAAUUAAAAGUCAUAUCAAGUAAAAGUACACUUGUAAAAAUGUUUUUUUAAACAAGAUUUAAAACAGGAUAAGUAUCUUGUCAGUCUGAUCUUGUCAGUUUGCUCCAUAGAGCAAGAGCUUUGACAGACAAAGCCUGGUCCCCCUUGGUCUUCAGCCUGAACUGAAGAAUCGUCGGCAGACCCUUGGCUGAGGACCUCAGGGUACAACUGGGCUCAUAAGGUGUGAGGAUAUCAGUGAUCUACUUAAGGGCAAGUCCAGACAGUGCUUUAAAAGUUCUCUCUUAAAAUCAACUCUGAAAUUGCACUGGGAGCCAGUGGAGGAAGGCUAAAAUAGAGGUGAUGUGCUCUCACUGUUUUGUUUUUGUGAAGAGUCUGCCUGAGGCAUUCUGGACUAGCUGUAGUUUAUUUAGGCUCUGCUGCGAUAGAAAUGAAAACAAGGAAUCACAAUAGUCCAGGCAGGGGGAGUUGAAGGCAUUUAUGACUGUUUCAAGGUGUUUUCUGGGAAGCAAGUGACUGAUUUUGGAGAGUCUUCUAAGCCAAUAAAAGCAUGAUUGAAUCAACGGAUUGAUGUGCUUCUCCAGAUUGAGAUUGUUGUCAAAAUUGACUCCUAGAUUUUUGUGGCUGUUGGAAAUAGGAAAUAUUUGCUGAGAGAGGCUCUAGAUGUCCAGUGAUAUGUGCGUGUGCAGUGUCUGGGCCAAUUUUGAUAACCUCUGUCUCGUUCUUGUUAGCUGUAGAGUUGUGGGCCAUUCUGUUUUUAAUGUCAGUUAUACAGAUAGAGAGUGAAGAGAUGUGAUCCUUUUUGUCAUGGUUGAAAGAGAGGUAAGCUGGGUGUCAUCAGCAUUAAAAAUCAAUGCUGUGUCUAUGAAUCACAUGUCCAAGGACAACAUAUACACUGAAAACAGGAGUGGUCCCAGAAUUGACCCCUCGGCACCCCACAAAACAAAUUAGCACUGGAUGACUGUGAGUUCUCAAUGGUAACACAAGGAGACCUCCCAGUUAAAUAAGAAUAAAACCAUUUCAAAAGCUGAUCCACAGACACCAACCUGAAGUUUGAGACAUUAAUAGAAUAGAAUAGAAUAGUCCUUUAUUGUCAUUGUAACAAGUACAACGGAAAUUUAAAGUGCCAGACGGUCAGUACAUGAAUAAAAAAUUAACACUACAGUAAUAAAUACUACAAUAAUAAAACACACACACGCACAUCUACCAUACAUUCCAUCAACUGGUAUUGCACAAAUCCACCACAUGUAUACAUUGUGUUGCGGGUUAUUCAUUAGGCAUUGAGGGUAGUUAUUGCUGUUGGAUAGAAACUGUUUUUGAGUCUGUUUGUUCUGGAUUUGAUUGUUCUGUAGCUUCUGCCUGACAGCAACCCGGGAUGGAAAGUGUCUCUGACAAUGCUCUGAGCCUUCUCAACACAGCAAGCACAGUGAAAGUCGUCCAGCAAAGGAAGGGGGCAGCCGACUAUCCUCUGGGCUGCGUUAAUGACCCGUUGGAAGGCCUUUUUCUGUGCUACUGUGCAGCUGCUAAACCAUACACAUAGACAGUAUGUAAGGAUGGAUUCUAUGGAGCAUCUGUAGAAGGACAGCAGCUGUCUCUGUGUGAUGCUGUUUUUCCUGAGGACCCUCAGGAAGUAUAGUUGCUGUUGAGCCUUUUUAAGCACCUUCACACUGUUAACAGUCCAGAUCAGACCCUCCUCAAUGUGAACACCCAGGAAGCGGAAGUCAGACACCUGCUCCACACGUUCCCCGCUGAUAAUGAGCGGUGGAAUGUCAGUCUUUUAUCGUCAGUAGUCAGUCACCAGCUCCUUGGUUUUUUGCUUUCUUGAGCAGAAGGUUAUUCUCCCUACACCACACUGCCAGAUGUUCAACCUUAUUUCUGUAAGCAGACUCAUCUGUCCCAGAGAUGAGCCCCACCACCGUAGAGUCUGCAAACUUCACUAAGAUGUUGUUGUGGUUUGUGGAAAUGCAGUCAUGCCUGUAGAGAGUAUACAAUAAAUGGCUCAACAUGCAGCCCUGUGGUGAGCCAGUGCUGAGGCUAAGGGCCAUGGAUGUGUGAUGGCCCACUCUAACCCUCUGGGUGCGACAGGUGAGAAGGCUGUAGAUCCACAUGCAGGUGGGGUGUGGAAUGCCUAGAUCGAUCAGUUUGUUAAUCAGUUUGUGAGAAAGGAUGGUGUUGAAAGCAGAGCUAUAGUCCACAAAGAGCACCCGUACAUAGCUCCCCUGCUGGUCCAGGUGGGCCAGUGCAGCAUGAAGGGCUGUGGCCACGGCGUCUUCUGUGGAUCUAUUUGCCCUGUAUGCAAACUGAUGUGGGUCCAGGCUUUUUGGCAGGUACGAUGUGAUGUGACCUCAGACCAUCUUUUCAAAGGAUUUCAUCACCACCGGGGUGAGAGCGACUGGUCGGUAGUCAUUGAGGCUGGAAAUGUGAGGUUUCUUGGGCAGGGGGACGAUGUAGGAGGUCUCCAGGCAUGCUGGGAUGGUGGCCUCAGACAAGGACUAGUUAAAAAACCUUUGUGAAGACUCCAGCCAGCUGAUUCAAGCAGUCCUUUAACACACACCCGGACACUCCACUGGGCCCAGCAGCCUUCCUAGGGUUCACGGCGCACAGGGCAUGCCCCACCUCAUGUUCUAUGAGGGUGAAGUUGCUCUGUGCCGUGAGGUGUAGUGUGGCUGCCUUGGGUGUUUCCACCUCAAAACGGGCAAAGAAAGUUUUCAACUCCUCUGCCAGGCCUCACCCUCAGCAGCACCAGACCUGAAGGCGAUGUUCCUCUCUCUCAGCAGCUGCUGGACCUCCUUAAUGUCAAACUGAAAACAGAUUUUUACAAAGUAAUGUCAAUUGAUUAAAACUAACAAAGUAAAAUUCAUGAUUGCAUAAAUAUUCACCCCCUUCAAGUUUAUAUGCAGCAGCAAUGGGCAGGGAUGCCUCCCGGUCGACGUGGCCCCCAAAGGUAGCGUCUUCCUCACCUCAGAUCUCGGUGCCCAGUCAUGUCUCCUCACUAUCAGCUGCUAACUGUGUAGAUGCGUAUGUAUGUGAAGUUGUGUGUGUGGAAAUGUAUGUCUAUGUUCACGGGUGUGUGUAUGGGUAUAAUUGUGUGGGUGGGAGGUUUGGGGUUUUCUUGGGGAUUUUAAUGUUUCAUUUUGUUUUUAUGCUUUGUAAGGCACUUUGUGUUACAACUUGUAGGAAAAGUGCCAUAUAAAUAAAAUAAAGUUGAAAGUUGAAGUUAUAGAUUGUAGAUGCUCCUUUGCCUGCAAUCACAGCACUAGGUCUGUUUGGAUACUUGUGAAUCAGGCUUGCACACCUAGACACAGGAUUUUUUCUCUAUUCUUCCUUGCAAAACUGCUCAAGCUCGGUCAGGUUGCCCGGGGAUCUGGUGUGAACAGCUCUUUUGAAGUCCUGCCACAAAUUCUCAAUUGGAUUGAGGUCUGGGCUUUGACUUGGCCACUCCAGAACAUUCACAUGGUGAUCUCCAAACCAUUUUUGUGUAGUUUUUGUCAUAUGCUUUGGGUUGUUGUCUUGUUGGAAAAUCUAUCUUCUCCCAAGAUGGAGCUCUCUUGUAGACAGACUCAGAUUGUCCUUCAGGAUUUGGCAAUAUGAUGCUGCAUUCAUUUUCCCCUCUACCUUAAGCCCUCCAGGGCCUGCUGCUGCGGAGGGGAUGGUGUGUUUAUGGUGGUGUGUGCAGUGUUUGGUUUUCACCAAAUAUACCGUCUAGUCUGAUGGUCAAAAAGCUCAAUUUUUGUCUCAUCAGACCAAAGAACCUUCCUCCAGUUGACCGUGGAGUCUCCCACAUGCUUUUGGACGAAUUUGAGUCGGGCUUUGAUUUGAGCCUCAACCGUCAUCAACCGUGGCUUUUUUUUUUGCCACUCUCCCAUACAACUUUGACUGGUGAACAACCUAGGCAACAAUGUUGGUAUGUACAGUCUCUCCCACCGUAGUCGCUGAAGCUUUUAACUCCUUCAGAGUUGUUGCAGGUGGCUUUCCACACCAGUCUCCUUCUUUCCCUGUGUUGUCUUCAUUGUGUGAUUUUAGCAGGAAACUCUGCUGAACCAGGGACUGGCCCUUCCAAACACAGGUGUCUUAAAACUACAGAUACUAACAACACACUAACUGCACUUGGGUGAUCUCCAUUUCACUAUUUGUGAUACUACCAGCAUUCAUGAGCUGGGCGUCAGCUGAAUAAGGUCGAUCACUUUAAAGGGGGUGAAUAUUUAUGCAAUCAUUUUUUCUACAUUAUGAGUUUUAAUUAAUUGACAUCACUUUGUAAAAAUUUGUUUUCAUCCUGUCAUAUCAGGGUUGUUUUUUGUUAAUUCUUGUAAAAAAAAAAUUACAAUGACCAUGAUUUCAUUUGUCAAAGCAAUAAAAGGAGGAAACGUGUUAAUUGUAAUUGUAUGAACUGAUUAUAUUAUAGCAGGAGAUUGAAGAGAAAUGGUCAGGUCCUGUUAGGGAGGCGUGUGCUGCUUUCUAAAAUUUGAGACUUUGUUAACUAAAUAUUUUUAAAAUUCUUUCACACUUUGCUGAUGUAGAGAGCAAAUUCACAUUGAGAGGAGUCUCACAUAUUUGAUUUAUCUUUGUCCUGGGAUUUUUGGCAGAUACAAGCUUGGUACGUCUUUUGGCAUCAGUAUGCAUGCAAGUUGACAAAGACAAGUCAAAACACCGCAGCAGGGCUUCAAUGACACACUCAAAAAGCCGACAGUCAUUGAACAAUGUGCCAGUACCACCUGAUGACAAAGGAGGGCUAAAGGUAAAGAAACAGAAAAAAUUACAAUCCACACCACUGAUUAGUUUUAUGUGUGGCUUCACCACAGUUGUCAUCAAAAAAUACUUCUGAUUAAUCAUUUUAAUUGGAGUUUAUGUCAUUGUUGGAAAGACAGCAGCUGCCUCCAUUAUCAACUUGAUCAUGGUUGUUUAAUUUCACCCCAUUUCAGUCCUGGUGGAGCCGGAUGUCAAACCGUUUCCGGCGGCUGAAGUUGACCCACACGCUUAGACACGGCCUCUCGUCCAAUCGCCUUGCUCCAUUUCCUGAUGACACUGAAACCUCAUUGGACGCCACAAUGAAGGCAGAGAGAAAACCUGCCGCUGGGUGUAACGGGGCACUGAGUCCUGCUCUGGGAGGAAGUGACAUCAGCUCUGCCUGGGCCAUUAAGAGCAAAGACGCUGGUGAGUCAGGGCCAGACUGUGUUUUUCUCCAGUUCUUAAGGUCCUUACACACCAGGCGCGAAUUCGCCAGGCGAAUUAUUCGCCUUUUUUUAAAACAGCAUAAAGUCAAUGCAAGCUUCCACACCGGCGGCGAUUUUUCCGCGGGGCGAAAAGCCUCUUUUAUUUUUUUGCUCUUGUGUCAAAUUUUUCGAAGAUUCACAGGCGAAUAUCUGGACCUGCUAGACCUCUGACCAAUCAAAAGUCAUGUUGUUGAUGACGUCACAGACCCAUGCGGCUGCAGUUCACACGACACACACCACCACUGGCACCAAGAGCAACGAUGGGGGAGAGUGUGUACCACAGAGUGGUCACCCGGUGUGUAUAAGCGAGAGUGAUUUUUUCGGACCAGCGUCAAUCGCAAAUUCGCUGGUGUGUAAGGACCUUUAAGGUCCUUACACACCAGCGAAUUUGCGGAGCAAAGCAAAAAAGCUAGAUGAAAUUGCGAAUAUUCGCCGGUCCGAAAAAUCACUUUCGCCUAUACACACCGGGCGCGAAGCAAAUAUGCGUAUAAAUUUUGCAAAGCGAAUUAAUAAAUAUAAAUUGUCUUUGGCACGAGUUCUUUCUUGCCAAGGAGGAGAAGAGAACAAAGAAAUUGAGUCAACAACAUCCUCAAGCGAUGAUGAGCUCGUUGUGAUGCUUUUGGCAAAAAAAAAAAGACAGAAGAAUAAACAAAGGAGUGUUUGGGUACAUCCCAUAUUGACUUUGAGGAAGGAGAUGGGCGAGUUCCACACCACCAUCCAGUGGUCCUGUUCCGCAAUUACCAGCCUCUCUCCCAUCGUUGCUCUUGGUGCCAGUGGUGGUGUGUGUCGUGUGAACUGCAGCCGCAUGGGUCUGUGACGUCAUCAACAACAUGACUUUUGACUGGCCAGAGAUCUAGCAGUUUCAGAUAUUCGCCUGCGAAUCUACGAAAAAUUCAACACAAGAGCGAAAAAAUAAAAGUCGCUUUUCGCCCCGCGGAAAAAUCGCCGCCAGUGUGGAAGCUUGCAUUGACUUUAUGCUGUUUUAAAAAAAAAAGGUGAAUAAUUCGCCUGGCGAAUUCGCGCCUGGUGUGUAAGGACCUUUAGUCUGGUAACAGCCUUGGAAUUUGAAUUUCUAUAUUCUAUCUUCUAUAUUUCUAUAUUCUAGCUUUAAACAUAACUAGUGUUAACCUAAGGCCAGUUAUUCAGUUUUAGUGUGCUGUGUGGUUACUACAUGAACACAGUGCGUCUUAGCCUCUCUGUUCAAUAAUGUGUGAGAGGGAAAAUAGUGUUGUAGAGGAAAGGUUUUGUAGUGAAAGACUGAAAUUGUAAGUAAGAGAAUUAUCUCUGUGUGGCUCUGACUCUUGACUCAUGGGCUGAAAGAGAGGCCUACAACAUUCCUCCUUCUAAAAAUCCUGCGGAUUGCAGCAAGGUGUGCUGUACAAAUCCUGUAGGAAGACCUUUUUUUUUUCUUGAGAUGCUCCCAAAUGUUUGAAGUUUUUUAAUGCCAUGGUGUUGCACUAGUUCUAUGUCUUGUUUGUUUGUUUGUUGCUUCCUGAUUGUUUUAUUGCAUCCUUAUCUUUAAGAGAUAGUUGAGAAGCAAGGUGACUGACUCUUUGGCAAUUCGGUUCCAUGAAACAACAUCAUGUUCCCUCACAGUAUGACUUUUAGAUGGUUGCAGCCCUCAGCAUUCUUCUUACAAGCUCAGAAUAGGCUACUGUUUUGCUUGAUUACUGAGACAUGGUUGAAGGUAGGAAAGUUUUAAAGGUGAAGGUCUCUGAUUAAAUGAAGGUUUUGAAAAGUACUGUAUAUAAUUCAGAAACCUGUUAUUAGAUUUGUAAGAGGGAAUAUACUAAUGAGGCUGUGGUCCCUUUUCCAGGUCUUUGCAGAACAUCCUCAGAAAAGGAAGCCUUCCUCAUCACCACAAUGGUAGGAGUGAUUGGUUUGACUCAAUUAAUAGUUGGAUUAUAGAUGGAGUUUUUCAUGUAUCAUAAAGUUUGAGCAGUUGGAACAACCUGCUGCAGAGUAAUUGUUAUCGUCAAUAAGUUUCAUAUCUUUAGGAUUUAGGUUUGGAGCUUCAUCAGUAAGUCGCUGGAAAAAAUAUUUAACUGUUAGUUGAUGUUUUCCAUCCCCUCUAGCUCAGGACUGAUGCACCUUUGACCAGGCUGCCCAAUGACAAGCUUAAAGCAGUGAUUCCUCCUUUCCUGCCUCCAUCCAACUUUGAGCCGUGGAACUCAGACCGUUCACGCCUCCUCAAGGAGGGAAAGAGUGAAAUACCCCACCUGCCAAUGCCUCCGCAGAGAAAGCUAAACAGCAGUGGAAACUCAGAUAUUGUGAGUGAGAGGGAAAAAAAUGCACUCAGGUGAAAGCCUCUUUUUUUCUGUCAUCAGUUAACUAUUGUUUUUUCUCUUUUUUUCUUUUGCUCUUUCUUUCAGACGUCCAUCAGCCGUGUGGUUAGCAGGUCCAUUAAGUUUCCCAGCAUCCCCAAGGGGCCCUCCUCCUCCUCACCAUCAAACUCUGGUCACUAUCAUUCCCCCCACUCUUCAGCAGGCUCCAACGGAGUCGCAGGGAUCAACCGGGACUCCCAUAACCGAUCAGGUUAACACGCAAUCAAAUACAACACAAAUCUGACAUAAUAGGAACAUCAGAAGUCAGAUUAAACACUCUUACCUCUUUCUUCCACCAGGGGGCAGUGCAGACAGUGUCCUCUCUCAGAUUGCAGCUCAGAGGAAGCGAGCAGCAGGUCUGAUAGAAGUCAAACCUCAAACUCAAGAGAAACAGCAGAGUCAAACACAGAACCAGCUCCUUCUGCUGCCAUCCGCCCCAAGCCUGCUGCUUCCUGAUAUCAGCCUCCCAGAUGUCCACUCCCACCCCAGCCUGGUUGCCUUAGACAUUCACCCCAGGAGGGUUUGUGUUACUUUGUCUGUCAUGAAUCUUGUUAAAACAGCUGCUGUUAAGAGUCUCCUGUAAUGUCACUGAAUUUUUUUUCUGCUGAAGAAGAUGGAGCUUAAGAAGAGACCACAGUCGGGGAAUUCCUCCACCUCUAAGAGCACAUCACCCACCCUCACCCCGUCUCCUUCCCCAACACCCAAACCUCCCACUGGGCCUGGAGACUCUCUGUCUUCAGCCUCUUCCCACCCUCGAUCCAAGAGCAGCGGUGGCUCCAGCAGUGGGACCAUUACUGAUGAAGGUGAUUCCAUGUUUAACUGAGCAUUAAAACUGCCAUUCACUCUGUGCAACAUUUAGCGAUGAGGCAUGGCUCUAUUAUCCACUUAGCCCAAUAUUGGCUCCUGUGGAUAACACCUGUCUUAAUAUAAAGCUGUGAUGGUUAACUUUCUCACACUUUUCUACUUCCUUCCUUUCAGAUGAGCUGUCUGGUAUCUUGAAGAAACUGUCACUUGAAAAGUAUCAGCCCAUAUUUGAGGAGCAGGAGGUAUUCUGACCUUUAUUUUAUUUGAUAUGUGUUCCUUCACAUUAGGUCUGUAAGUGUUUUGCCUUACUGUCUGAAUGAGAUAAAGUGAUUAAAUUUUAGUUUUUAAAGGUUUCAGCAAUCUCUGAAAAAUUGUUCUACUGUUACUCAGAAAAAUCGUAUUUUUGUAUCAACAAUACAGUGAUAAGGUUAAGACAUUUUCUUGGAGACUCCAAAAUCCGGCAACUGGACUGUGUAGAAUUUGAGAAGAUGUUUCGCCGCUUAUCCAAGAGGCUUCUUCAGUUCUAAAAUAGUUAGUGGGGGGAGCCGGUAUUUAUGUUACUGGAGGAGGGGGAAAAAAAGAUUGGGAGGAGUUGGAGUGAAUGGGUCGUAGAGACCCUUCUCCGGGUGAUUAUCCCAGGAGUUGUUAACCAGAGUGGGUCAUUAACUACCCCUUCCAUGUGAGGUGUUUUGUUCACAUGGUCCCAGGUUUGAAAAUUUGUGGAGCUUUCUGGGGGGGAGAGCUGAGAACUGCAUUGUAAGUGCCAGAGAGGUUAUGCCUGAGUCCACCUCCUCUGUUCAGAGAGGGUUUCUUUAACUCCUUUCAAACCACCUGUCUUCUCUAGCCAAAACCCGUACAUUGCUGUCCUCAAAAGAGUGACCUGUGUCCUUUAAGUGAAGGUGGACCGCUGAGUCCUGACCUGAGGAAGUGGCUCUCCUGUGUUGAGCCAUGCGCUUGUGAAGCGGUUGUUAAGUCUCCCCAAUGUACAGGUCCAAGCAUUCCUCAUUGUACUGGACAGCAUACACCACGUUACUCUGUUUUUGUCUCAGAGUUUUGUCCUUUGGAUGGACUAGCUUCUGCCUUUCCAGUAUUUCCAGGCUUGAAGUGAACAGGAAUAUGGUGUUUGCCAAAGAUCCUCUUGAGUUUUUCCGACAAGCCUGCAAUGUAUGGAAUUGCAAUGUUCUUGCGUCUCUCAUCCCUUUCUUGUUCAAUGUUCUUUCUCUUCCUGUUCUCUAAAAAAAAAAGCCCACUUAUGAUAUCCACAGGUUGUCAGGUUAUUUUUGAUGUGCUUCUGUUCCUUUUCCUUACCUUCAUUCUUCGUGGGAAUGCAUUCGGCCUGGUGGUUGAGUGUUCUGAUAACACCCAGCUUGUGCUGCAGAGGAUGGUGAGAAUCAAACAGUAAAUAUUGAUCCGUGUGUGGGGGUUGCCUUUACACUUAGACAUUGAGACACCAUCUGCCUCCUAGUGCACAGCACAAUCCCAAAAAGGCCAAAACGUUGUCCCUGAUAUCUUCACGGGUGAACUUAAUGUUGCUAUCCACUGUGUUGAUAUGGUCUGUCAAGGCCUCUACUUCAUGUGUUAGGAUUUUUAUCCAGGUGUCAUCCACAUAUCUAAACCAGUGGCUAGGUGCUUCCUAUGAAGGAGGUUAGGGCCCUUCUCUCUACCUCUUCUAUAAACAGGUUUGCCACUACUGGAGAAACAGGGGAGCCCAUGGCACAUCCAUGUUUCUGUCUGUAGCAGCGCUCUCCGAACUGGAAAUAGGUGGUGCUGAGGCAGAUGUCCAGUAAGGAACAGAUGUGGUCUGGGUUAGGUUAGUUCUGACCUGCAGUGUGCUGUCCUGUAAGAGAGGUAGUCUUACUGCUCGGACUGCCUCUGUUGUCAGAAUACUUGUGAAAAGUGAUGUGACGUCAUAGGAAACCAUGGUUUCCUCAGGGUCCAGCCUUAUGUCCUUGAUUUUCUGGGCAAAGUCCUGUGAGUUUUUGAUGUGGUGAGUAGUGUGGCCAACAAGAGGAGCUAAGAUAGUGGCCAAAUGUCUCGCCACAUUGUAAGUGAUUGAGUUAAUGCUGCUGAUUAUUGGUCUAAGGGGAGCCACUUCAUUGUGCAUUUUAGACAAUCCAUAAAUGCUCGGGACUGCUUCCCCUGGGUAUAGCCGGUAAUAGAGUGAACGGCCGAUUACUCCAUCCUUUUCCAGCUGUUGAAGAAUGCUGAUAACUUUCUUUUUUGUAGCUGUUGGCAGGGUCCUGUUUCAAAGCUUCAUAGGUGGCAGUAUCACUGAGGAGGCUUGUUACCUUGUCACGGUAAUCCCUAGUGUUGAGUACCACCGUGCAUCUCCCCUUAUCUGCAGGCAAGAUGGUGAUGUUUUCAUCUUUUCACAGUGAUGCCAAGGCUCUGCUUUACUGGAUGGUCAGGUUGGAAGGAGGUGUUUUGGCAUUCGAGAGAGCAGCUGUUACCUUCAACCUCAGUUGCUCUGCCUCUGUGACUACGUAGCUGUGAUCAGGUUUACCACCGGGAUCUGUUCUGGGGUGACUGCAAAAUUCAAUCCCUUGGAAAGGACGUCUUUUUCCGGCUUAGUGAGAACCCUGUCUGACAAAUUCUUCACCCACUUUUCUUGCCUGCAAGUGUCUGUGUGGCUGUCCUUUUUGUCCCUCCAGGCUAGUUCUGAUGGUCUUUUAGUUUGCAGAGACUGUAGUCCAUCAAUUUUUUGUGUUUGUCCUUCCUUACUUUUGUUGGGUUGUGAGAUCUGAGCCUUAUCCACAAAGUUGUAGACUUUGUUGAGGAUGUUCUCCGGAAGUAGGGAUGCUAGUGUCUCCUUGGUGUGAUUUAUUUUAGCUUGUAAAGCCUCAAUGGUGGAAUUGACCUGCCUAAUCCUUUCAUUGAGGAGCUGCUCCCGUGCCCUAGAGAGAAUGCCGUCUGCCCUGUGCCCUUUAACCGUAGAGAUCAACCUUAAGCAUUUGGGAACAAGUCCUUGCUGUCUGCAUCUUAGGUUAAAGCAGAAGUGGUUUCUGUAAUCCGCCAACUUCCUGCAAGUUUUCUUAUGCUCCCGGACCAGCUGAAGGGUAUCCAACCCGAAGUGUGAUCCAAUAUGUCCAUGUAGUUAAGACACUUCUUAACCCUCCUCCUGUGUUAGGGUCUGUACUGACCUGUUUUUGUUUUUAAAUGCUUAAAAGAACCACUUAAAUUAGCUUCUGUGCAUCGACUUUCUGAAUUUGUCAAGAACCUCUACUUCAACAAAAUAAAGAUAAAAAAUAUAAAUUGACUAAAUUUUUUUUUUUUUUUGUCACUGCACUCAUAUUAAUGGGAGCAGUCUCUUUUUUUACCUCCUCCUCUCCCUCCCUCUUGUGUGUACUUUCCCCAUCUGUAAAUGCAAUUUCGUUGUGCACAGUUGCAAUGACAAUAAAGACCAUACCAUACCAUAGAUCGAUAUCUAAUGAUUAGAGCAAAAACUGAAAUCAGUGCACUUACUGUCAGGCACCACAUUGACAGUCAGAUCCUCUUCCAAUCAUGUGAGAUUUAGGAAAUUCUCAUUUUUCCAUGUUUUAUCCUGCACAAAAACUAUGUCGAGCAUGUCCAGACAUGUGAGAUCAAUUCAGUAUAGAUGUCUGUGUGAGGGGUAUACUGACAAAGAAAAGCCCAGAGGCCCACUACAAAAUAGUAUAAUCAAUAUGUUCAUGGAUAAUGAAGCCUAACAAGGUAACCUAGAAAUGAGAACCAAAUUGGAUGAUAGAGAAUUGUUUUUAGUGUAAUUUACAGCUGAUUUAAGACACGGGUGAAAACCGACCCUUAACAUAGUGGUUGCAUAGUAAAAUCUAACACAGGAGGAGAGUUAAAGACAUUUCAUCAGAAUAUCUCUUUUUUCAUUCAGAUAUAAAGUAUUUUUUUCAAAGAAGCUACAGCCACCAUAAACAAUGUAAUGUAUUCAUAUUUAAUUCUUCAGGUAGUGCUAUAAAAAUAUCCAAAAUAUACAUAUUAUCUAUAAAACUGUAAAUACAGAUGUUACACCUGUGUGCUUAGUCUAUGAGAGGCAUUCAUCUGUCUUUGCUAAGAACUGAAUGAGGAUGGUGUUUUCCAUGUGGACACCUUUUGUUUAUUAUUUAUUUAUUUUUAGCAUUUUCUGUUCUUCAAAAUAACCAUAUCUGUCUGACUCCAUGCUGGAGCUGCUCCUGAUGAUUAAAAACAGGAGGCAGGAGAAGCAGAAUAAAGCAUCAGCAUGCUGUUAACCAAGACUUGGGUGGCAGUAGCUCAGGAGGUAGAGCAAUCAUCCAACAACUGGAAGGUUGGCGGUUCGAUCCCACCCUAUCCCUAGUCUGUCAGUUGUGCCCUUGGGCAAGACACUCAACCCACCUUGCUACCAGUGUGUGUCCUCCACUGGUGUAUGAUUGUGAGUGUUGUGUGGUGGUGGUCGGAAAGCCGUAGGCCUGAAUAGGCAGCAACGUUUGCAUCAGUCUGCCCAGGGAAGCUGUGACUACUAAGGUAGUUUACCACCACCAAGGUGCGACUGUGUGAGCGAAUAAAUGAUGUAUCCAAUGUAAAGUGCUUUUAGGGUCUCUGAUGAAGCACUACAUAAAAUCUGAUGCAUUCUGGAUAUAAUUAUUAAUUGGUCAACCAGCUCUUUGAAAAUGACAAGAUGUCAUUUCCUUCUCUAUUAUUUGGAUGCUGUGUAAUUCUGAUGAGUAGCUAUUUGGGUCCAAGCUCUUUAGAUGUCAGCUUCUCCUGCACUGAUCUCUCAAACUGUAUUAUUUUCCCCUCCUAUACUCCCAUACAGAUCUCCUAGAUGGCAUAAUUUUCAACGAUGAAACUGGGUUUUCAUUCUGCAUAUUACGUACUUCUCCCUUAAGGAGGUCGGCCCGAAACUUUUUUUCCUUAACAACUCACUCCUUUGUGAUUUACUUGGAUUUACCCUGGCAUUCUUGCCUUCUGUCCAGUUAUUUCCAGCUUGUGGUGCUUGCACCACAAGGCCGCUAUUAUCUCUUGUGUUGAAAAAAAGAGUAAAAACAAAUUUGAAAGCAAAAACAGAAGUCACCUGAUGAGUCACCUCAUAAUUUCUUUAAAAAAUCUUUUCCCCUCUUCUUUCUUAAGGUUGACAUGGAAGCUUUCCUGACUCUGACAGAUGGAGACCUGAAGGAGCUGGGCAUCAAAACAGACGGACCAAGACAACAGAUCCUGGCUGCCAUCUCUGAGCUCAAUGCUGGGAAGGUGUGUUUGGUUGAUCUAAAAUUAUGCAAUCUUUCUUUAACGCUUUAUUUACAUCUGCUGUGUUUCCAGGGAUCACAAGGCUUCAGUUGUUAUUUUUCACCCCUUGUCCUCUAAUGUAUACCUUCACAUUAUGUCUUGAACACUGUGAGCUUGUGCUAAAUGAAAAGAUACCAAAGGGACAUGUGUAAGUGAAGCAAAAGCUUCUUUUUUUCUGAAAACAUAACCUGGUUUAUAAUGAGUGUUACCUGCUGUCACCAGGGCAGAGAGAGGCAAAUCCUUCAGGAGACGAUCCACAACUUCCAGUCUUCCUUUGGUAGCAGCGCCAGUAACCCACGGCAAGCAGGUGAAUCACGCUGUAAGUGUAAAAGGUCAAAACUAAGAAAUCAACUCUCAGGUGUGUUAUUAUUUUACUCAAACCAACAUCACAGUGCUCAUGUAGUUUUCUUCUUCUCCACUUUGUCUUCAUUAGCACCAACAGUUUGGAUGAGACACCAGAUGAGAUCAGCCAACAAAAGGUAA
This is a messenger RNA of Xyrichtys novacula (pearly razorfish), 26702 nucleotides long. The record is from the annotation of a GenBank genome assembly. Lineage: Eukaryota; Metazoa; Chordata; Actinopteri; Labriformes; Labridae.